This is a messenger RNA of Brienomyrus brachyistius, 2833 nucleotides long. It is a transcript of the gene arhgef3l, whose product is annotated as Rho guanine nucleotide exchange factor (GEF) 3, like. Gene Ontology annotation, biological process: positive regulation of Rho protein signal transduction; intracellular signal transduction. The transcript has 14 exons. NCBI's taxonomy places the organism in Eukaryota, Metazoa, Chordata, Actinopteri, Osteoglossiformes, Mormyridae. The record is from RefSeq and is a predicted model, not a curated record. Bases 129 to 1682 code for a protein of 517 amino acids. Gene Ontology annotation, molecular function: guanyl-nucleotide exchange factor activity.
GCGCUACCUUUUUUUUCUCUUUUUUUACUCGGAGGAUGUGGUAAGAGCAGCAAGUGAGAGGAAGAGGUGGAGGAGGGGCGAUGUGCAUUUGUCUAGCCAUGAACCUGCGAUGAGGCUGACGCGGAGAGAUGGAGAAAGACGAGACUACUGCUGAUUCGCUUUCCUGGUCUCCGGUGCAGCGAGAGAGACUCUCCACCUGUGCCAACCUGUCAGACUACGCCGGGAAGAAGAGAAAGCAGGGAACCGGGCCUGAGAUCAUGACAGCGACCACAGAGGACAAGGAAGAAGAGGACGGGCUUGGAAGCCUUGAGCACAGUAAAGAUGCCGAGGAGCCCAGUAAUAAGAGGGUAAAGCCUGUUGGGAAAGGAAGUGGAUUGGCUGGUUUGAUGGCACCAGUGAAAACGCCAUCAUUGAAGCGGCUGGGACAGUCCAUUCAGCGGUCCAUCAGCUUCCGGACAGAGGCACGCCCGCUGCCGAUGGCCCCCGCGCGGGUGCGGCAAAAGGCCAGCUCCUUCACACGCAGGCGCAACAGCCAGCUGUGGAGCGACACGGUGGAGAACCUCUGCCAGGACCUGAGUGCUCGGGAGAUCAAACGGCAGGAGGUCAUUUAUGAGCUCACUCAAGGAGAGAAACAGCUCAUUGAAGACCUCAGCUUAGUAAAAAAGGUGUAUUAUGAGCCUAUGCUUAAACUAGACAUCAUGACAGAGAGUGAACUGGGCCAGAUAUUUGGAACUUUAGACACUCUAAUCCCCAUGCAUGAAGAUCUGUUGACGAAGCUUGAAAACCUCAGAGGCUCAGAAAAGACAGUGGGGGAAGUUGGGCCCACAUUGCUUGACUGGUUUCCUUGUCUGGAGGCCUAUGUCACCUACUGCUGCAACCAGGUGGGGGCCAAGGCCCUCCUGGACCAGAAGAAGCAGGAUCGUCGUGUGCAGCACUUUCUACAGCUGUGCCAGGAGUCCUCUUUUAGUCGCAAACUGGACCUCUGGAACUUCCUAGACCUUCCCCGCAGCCGCCUGGUCAAGUAUCCUCUCCUGCUGAAGGAGAUCCAGAAGAACACACCAGCUGAACACCCCGACCUGGACACCAUACCGGAGGCGAUGGACAUACUCCAGAGGAUGGUGUCGGAGGUAGAUCGUAAGACGGGUGAGGCAGAGUGCCAAUUCUACAGACAGGGGCUUUCAUACUUGGAGGAUGGACAGAGACUUCCUGAGAUCCAGCACUCCCGGUUUCUUUACUGCCACGGGGAGCUGAAGAACAGCAAAGGCCAAAAGCUGUACGUCUUCCUGUUUGAGCUGGCCUUAGUGCUGACGCGCCCUAUGUGUCCCGAGCGAGAGGGUCUGGUCCAGUUUCAGGUGUAUCGCCAGCCGCUGCCCGCUGCCCACCUGCUUCUGGAGGACCUUCCUGACGGCGAUGGGACUGGAGGGAGCUCCUUCAGAGGGGCUUUCAACUCUGCCAAGAACUGCUUCAGAGUGAGCAGCAGAGGGCGCUCUAAAGUCCUGUCUCACAGUCUGCAGGCCAACGACUCCUUCAACAAGCAGCAGUGGAUCUCCUGUCUGCGGCAGGCAAUCAUCCAAUCACGCGACAGCCAGUCUGAGACGCUACGGCAGUCGUCAGCUGACCCCGGCCUGUGUCACAUUGCUGAGCUUAGCCUGAACUCUGAUGUUGAGAUGACAGACACGUAGACAUCAUUCCCCUCACAGUGCUGCUACGUCUCCCCCGUUCUCGGUGGCGUUUCAUAUUUCACUGUCAGAACUUUCAUGCCUUUUUUCUACAUCUACAUCGUUUUCUGUUUUUCAUUGUCUUUGCCUUCCGUUCAUCUUAAAACUGCUAUUUGUUCUGUUCUCUUGAAAGAAUUCGAAAAGACAAAGUCCUCACUGCAAACACCGUGAUCCCUAUUCCAUUAGAAAGAGGUAAAAUGAAAUGUUUAAGUCCAUUCAUUUAGUUUUUUUAAUUUUUUUUGAGAAAGAGAACAAAACUUCUUGGUACUUUUGUGGAGCCAGUCAGGGUAACGGGAAAAACAGUUAUGCUAUAUUUUUAAUGAAGAGAAUUAUUUCUGUAAUUUUGUUUUUGCGUGUGUGAUGUGCUUUGAAGCAGGAACCACAUAUAAGCACACAGCCUGUGCUGUGUGGUAACGUGAGCAUGAUGACCCCCGAAUGUUGCUGUUGACAUGUUGCUAUGGUUUCAGAUCUUCACAGGAAGUGCCAGCCAUGUUAGCCCUGUCAGCAGCUGUUCAUCACAUGCUGUUAGCCUGCUAAUUAUAACUAGUGCCACAACCAAACUGGCUAUUCGGAGAAGUGUUGGCGGUUCGAAACCCUAUUUAGGAGGGCUAAUAUUUUUUGAAAUAUUUUUCAAAAUCCAUUUAGUGUCCAGAAUUUAUGCACACAUUUCGUACCUGGUGGCAUGAUCCAGUGGUGUGGUGUGAUGUCCUUGGCCUGGCUGGGGGGGGUGGCUGGUAGCGUGCUUAGUGAUCCCAGCUUGGUAUAUUUAGCCAAUGGUUAUCAACCAGUUGGUCACCAAUGAAAUUAAGCAUUACCCAUGAAUCAUCUCCUACAAUCGCCCUGGAAUCUCACCAAGAUCGGCCAACUGGUUGGGCACCCCUGGCAGGGACGGAUUACGGACCGGGCCAGCGGGGCCGCUGCCCAGGGGCCCUUGGGGUGCAGGGGGCCCGUGGGGCCGCUAGCCCAAAACAAUUUGCAACGCUUAACAACAAUGUAUUUUCGUUUGUCUAUUUUAGAGGGCCUACAUUCUUUGAUCCUCUGCCUACAAGGGCCCCUGACCCUAUAGGGAGGGCGUUUGGCUGCCAAGGGCCCUUGAAUUGUGGUGGUUGUGCUGG